Molecule: messenger RNA, 2387 nt
Organism: Lycium ferocissimum
Lineage: Eukaryota; Viridiplantae; Streptophyta; Magnoliopsida; Solanales; Solanaceae
Exons: 20
Coding region: 385-2025 (546 amino acids)
Cellular component (GO): plasma membrane
Source: RefSeq, a predicted model, not a curated record
CGGUCUUUUCCUUGGUGUGGAUUUUAGAUUAGUUAAAAGUUGCGAAUUGUUUCAACUGCAUAGACAUAAAAAUUCCAAGGAGACCCACAUUUGACUUUCUGUGAGAAUUAAAACGUUACGCACUUUCUUCUCUCUUUCGUUGUUCCCAUUGAUUAAUGAUCGGAGAUUCACAGCCUUUCUAUUUUUGACGACUUCUUCUUCUUCGUCUUCUUCUAUAUUAUAAGGCCGUUAAUGUAGCUAGUCCUCAUUAGUUCUGGAAGAGAGGAAGUGCUUCAGCAUUUUGUGAAUCGGAAUAGGUUCUGAUAUGCAAGGAACUGUUCGAUGAUGUGAGACCUAGUUGACUACUUUUCAUUUGACUUCUUCUUGUGAGAAUAGUUGGAUAACAUGCAUUCCGCUAGUAGCUCUAUUAAUGGGCAGAAAGAUAUAAGAUUUCAGGGGCAAAGCUCUGAUUUGGCCAACAGGCAAGAUUUUGGGAUGAGUUCUGUACCGAAGAAUUUGAAGGGAAAUGACACUAUCAAUGAAUCUCAGGAUCGUGAAGCUAUGGAACUAUAUUCACGUGCUAAAGCACAACAAGAAGAAAUUCUAUAUCUUCGGGAGCAGAUUGCUCUUGCCAGUGUUCGGGAAUCACAACUCUUGAAUGAGAAAUAUGGACUUGAGAAGAAAUUUUCUGAACUACGCAUGGCACUAGAUGAGAAGCAGAGCGAAGCUAUAAUGUCCGCCUCAAACGAACUGGCCCGCAGGAAAGGUGAUCUUGAAGAAAACUUAAGAUUGGUGAACGAGUUAAAGGAUACAGAGGAUGACAAAUAUAUUUUUAUGUCAUCCAUGCUUGGAUUAUUGGCCGAAUAUGGAAUCUUUCCUCGUGUGGCUAGUGCCUCUAGUCUGACCAACAACGUGAAGCACUUACACGAUCAGCUGGAGAUGAAGAUCAGAACUUCACAUGCGAAAAUAUCAGAAUUAAACUCCAUGGCGACAAAUCAUGCUAGAGGUGGAUCUUUUGAUAUGGAGUCACCUCAUUCUAGUUCCAUAAACCAUCAACUUCCAAGUGGUUCUAUGGGAAUGCAUGAAUAUCCAUCCUUUAAACAGUACAUUGAUGGACAACAUAAUGAAGCAGUUGAUGCUGCAUCAAGAGAUGUGCAAGCCAGUAAACAUUUGCCAGCUGAAAGCUUGCUGCUCAAUCGUGAAAUGCAUCAGCAAGCAAAUAUUGGGAAUCAUUUGGGAAUCUCAGCUAAUACUGAUAGGGAUGUUCCGGGUCCCAGUAAAGAUAACUUGUUUGAUAGAAAUGGGGCGAAUGAGAUAUUUGAGGACAGCACCAAUGAAAUCCGUCAUAAUCCUCCAGUGGGAAAUGAGAUAGGUGGUUCUUUUAGUUCGGAAGGGGAAAGUCCUGGAAUAGAAGGUUUUCAAAUAAUCGGAGAAGCUAAACCAGGAUGUAAACUUUUGGGUUGUGGGUUUCCUGUACGUGGAACUUCUCUUUGUAUGUUCCAGUGGGUCCGUCAUUAUCCUGAUGGUACAAGGCAGUAUAUUGAGGGUGCCACAAAUCCUGAAUAUGUAGUCACUGCUGAUGAUAUUGAUAAACUCAUAGCUGUGGAAUGCAUACCGAUGGAUGACCAGGGGCAUCAGGGGGAAAUUGUCAGGCUUUUUGCCAAUGAUCAAAACAAAAUAACAUGUGACCUAGACAUGCAAUCAGAGAUAGAUACCCAUAUUUCUGAAGGCCAGGCCACGUUUAAUGUUCUGAUGCUUGUUGACUCUUCUGAGAACUGGGAACCUAUGACUAUAUUUUUGCGGCGAUCAAGCUUCCAAGUCAAGGUUCAUAGAACACAAGCUGUUGUAAUAGCAGAAAAUUUUUCCAAAGAGUUGUCGAUCAAAAUUCCAAAUGGGCUAUCAACACAGUUUGUUAUCACAUGUCCCAAUGGGUCUUCACACCCCUUCAGUACAAACAACGAUAUAAGAAUGCGUGAUACUCUUGUGCUGACAAUGAGAAUCUUCCAAAGCAAGGCAUUGGAUGAGAAGAGGAAGGGGAAAAUAUAAACCUUUACUUUCUGUAUAGGUGCUUUAUUUAUGGCCAUUGUCAUUCUUUAUAUGAACCAAUAAAAAAGUUAACAAUAAACAGCAGGAUUUUGAUCAACAGUUUUAGCAAUUAGGCAGAAAGGUACUCUUUUUUUUUCUUUUUUCUUUUAUUCUUUCUAAAGUUUGUAGUUGUAAACUUGUAACUCUAUACGGUGCUUACCUUUGCACCAUGUGUUGUAUCAUUGUAUUAGAUGGUUUUUUUGGCACCUGUGGCGUGACUUGUCAAUUUGUAUCCCUUUGUUGUACUUAUCAGAAAUCAGAACCAGUGGCUGAUUGAUUUUAUUGAUUAAACCAAUGAUAUCAAUUCAACUUUUGUUAAUAAA